AUGGGGACCACAGGACAAGCUGCAGGGCGAGUCAUGAUUUCGCCCACAGAGCACACCUGGACAUGGUUCUCAGGAGGCCCCGGUAAGAAGGAAUGGACCAUGCUGGAGGACAUCUGGGUGACCCUGUCAGAGCUGGACAGUGUCACCUUCUCCUUUAAGCAGCUGGAUGAGAACUGUGCCCUUGCCUCCUUGUCCCCUGCAAACACUAAUGUCUUCUACCACAUAGAGGACAGUCAGCAGGCACUGAAAGUGGUCUUCUACCUCAAUGGCUACCACUUCUCCAAGCUGCCCUCCCGCCAGGAGAAGAGGGCCAGCCUCCAACCACACACUGUGCUUUUCACUAAAGCUCUGGAGAAUGUGGAAGGGCUUCCUCCUCCAGGCAGACAGGUAGCAGAGGAUUUGCAGCAGGAGAUCAAUGUCCAGUCACUGGAGAAUGUCCAGCAGUAUUUCCACAAGCUCAGGACAUUUUACCUGGAGCCAUUGAACCUGCACAUGGAUGCCAGCACCACAGCCAUGAAGAUCGACCAGCUGAUCUGCUCCAUCAAUGCCCUAGAUGAGCUCUGCCACCUUGUGAAGUCCUUUGUGCACUCCAAGCCUGGCACCAGGAGGAGCAUGGGCACUGGCCUCUUCCCUGUCUCCUCUGAGCUCUGCUACCACCUGGGGGCCUGCCAGAUUGCCAUGUGCAGCACCGGCAUGCAGAGGAGCAUCCUGAGUGUGUCCCUGGAGCUAGCUGUCCUGGCACAGAGCCAUGGGCUGCUGCCCAAGUGCAUGAUGCAGGCCACAGACAUGCAAAAGCAGAAUGGCCGUACAUCACUUUUACUUGCCAUAAAGUAUAAAAGAGAGUUGAUAGUAGAGACUUUAAUUCAGAGGAAAGCAAAUAUACAUGCUGUUGAACUGAAGGGAAGAACAGUCCUCAUGUUUGCUCUGGAACAUGAAUCAGAACACAUAGCUGAGCUGCUUCUCCAGAAUGGUAUUGAUGUCUCUGCUACAGAUAACUUUGUACAGAUGGCAUUAGCUUUUGCUGCUGCUAGUGAUCAUAGUGGGUAA
Messenger RNA from Sciurus carolinensis (gray squirrel), 1047 nucleotides. RefSeq names its product phosphatidylinositol 3,4,5-trisphosphate-dependent Rac exchanger 1 protein-like. NCBI's taxonomy places the organism in Eukaryota, Metazoa, Chordata, Mammalia, Rodentia, Sciuridae. Gene Ontology annotation, molecular function: protein binding; phosphatidylinositol-3,4-bisphosphate 4-phosphatase activity. Gene Ontology annotation, cellular component: cytoplasm. The record is from RefSeq and is a predicted model, not a curated record.